GAGGGAUGUGGGGCAGAGUGUCCCCAGCGCCGGGAGGUGACGAUCUGCGGUGGUGUCACCGCGGUUCUGUGCUCAGGACCUGACCCUGAAGCUGUGCCUCAUCCGGAGCAUCGCCAUGAUCAGCCGGGCCGUCCGCGGCAGCAGCAAAUGCAGUGACUUCGUUUUGGGCCGCAAAGCCGAACUCGUGGCGCAGAUGGUGGAGUUCAUCAAAGCAGAACCGCUGGACUCGAUGCGGACGCCGGUGCGGCAGUGGGCGAUGGUCACCUGCACCCACCUGGUUCUCCUGGAGCCCCAGCUCAGCGACCCCGACCGCACGGAGCUGAUGGACGCGUGCCUGGCCGGCGUCCUGGCACUGCCCCCCUUGGACCCCCCGUGUGACCACGACGGGGACGGCGGCGAUGCGCCCUACAGUGAGGUGGGGGAGCUCUCCGUGCCCUAAUCCUGGGGGUACCCC
Numida meleagris (helmeted guineafowl) is the source of this 454-nucleotide messenger RNA. Its product is annotated as maestro heat-like repeat-containing protein family member 1. The transcript has 3 exons. Gene Ontology annotation, cellular component: cytoplasm. The record is from RefSeq and is a predicted model, not a curated record. NCBI's taxonomy places the organism in Eukaryota, Metazoa, Chordata, Aves, Galliformes, Numididae. Bases 116 to 439 code for a protein of 107 amino acids.